UCAGCUCGCAGAGCCCGAGCCCGGCGCUACUUGCGAUUUCUCCCAUUUCUCCCCUACAUGCGAAGGUAGUAGACCCUUUUGCUCCGCGCCUGCGAGGCUGGCGGAGCUGGGAGCCCGGCCCGCCUGAGAGGACGCGGAGGUCCGGGGACUGCCCCGCGGCGCCUGCAGAGGCAGCUCCACUGCGAGGGUUAACUGCCGUCCCGGCGGCCGGGCGGGCGCGAAGGCUUCCUUUCGCCCGCCCGGGAACGUGGAUACCGCGCCCGCAGGAUGUUCGCCGGCUGGGCCAGGCAGUCAGGAAACAUGAGAACGCCUCGGUAUUCCUGUUCCCGGGCCGCGCGCGCCCGUCUGGGUAAAUAAAGCCGAGACCACGGCGGUGGCGGCGGUGAGCGCGCUGGAGCCCGCGCGGAGAACAUGCGGCGGGGAUGGGAGUGCGCCUAACCUCGACGCGGGAGAGCCAGCCGCCCUGCCGCCGGCUGCCGGCCCCACUGUCCCAGAACCUGAGCCCUGCGGAGCUCCUGGCGGCCCGGCUCCGAGGCGCUGCGGCUGCACCGGGUGCUUCUGCCAGCCCACACCAUGAACACCAUCGUCUUCGACAAGCUCAGCGGCGCCGUGCUUUUUGAGGACCACGGCGCUGCGGAAAGGGAGCGGGGCGGCCGGCCCUACGGCGGCGUCCUGGACAGUCCCCACGCCCGCCCUGAGGUGGGCAUUUCGGAGGGCCCGCCCCUCAAGGACAACCUCGGCCUGAGACACCGGAGGACCGGGGCCUCGCCACCGCCUCGCGGUUCGCCAAGGUGUUGGGAAGGUCGGCUUUUCGCAGAGUGCCUUAGACGCGCGCGGCUCGCUGGGGCUCGCUGCCAGCCGGGAGGGGUAGGCCGCAGGCCUGCCCGGCCGGAUUUCGGUUUAGCAGGGGCUAGGCAGAAUGGCGGGAAGGUGAGGCACAAGCGGCAGGCCCUACAAGACAUGGCGCGGCCCCUCAAGCAGUGGCUUUACAAACACCGUGACAACCCGUACCCCACCAAGACGGAGAAGAUACUCUUGGCGCUGGGCUCGCAGAUGACGCUAGUACAGGUGUCAAAUUGGUUUGCUAAUGCAAGACGUCGGCUUAAGAAUACUGUUCGACAGCCAGAUUUAAGCUGGGCUUUAAGAAUAAAGUUGUACAACAAGUACGUUCAAGGAAAUGCUGAGCGGCUUAGUGUAAGCAGUGAUGAUUCAUGUUCCGAAGAUGGAGAAAACCCUCCAAGAAACCACAUGAAUGAAGGGGGCUAUAAUAAUCCAGUUCACCAUCCUGUGAUUAAAAGUGAGAGCUCAGUCAUAAAAGCUGGAGUGAGGCCAGAGUCACGGGCCAAUGAGGACUACGUGUCACCCCCAAAAUACAAGAGCAGCUUGUUGAACCGUUACCUUAACGACUCUUUGAGACAUGUCAUGGCCACAAAUGCUGCCAUGAUGGGAAAGACAAGGCAAAGAAACCAUUCUGGCUCUUUUAGUUCUAAUGAAUUUGAGGAAGAAUUAGUGUCUCCCUCGUCAUCAGAAACCGAAGGCAACUUUGUCUAUCGCACAGACACUCUGGAAAAUGGAUCCAAUAAGGGUGACAGUGCAGCUAAUAGAAAGGGACCAAACAAGGAUGACACAUACUGGAAGGAGAUCAAUGCAGCUAUGGCCUUAACAAAUCUUGCACAGGGAAAAGACAAACUGCAGGGAACUACCAGCUGCAUCAUCCAGAAGUCAUCACAUAUAGCAGAAGUAAAGACAGUCAAAGUGCCACUGGUUCAACAAUUUUAAGAGUUAUCGCUUUUCAGAUCAAUGGCUAUUCUUCACGUUGGUGUUUUUCUUUCAUAAAUUUUCAUCUUAAGAGCCAAAGCAGGAGUGAAAAUGACUCCCUUUCAAACCUCUUCUUAUUUUUAAAUAUCCUCAAUAUAUCACUUAGUUGCUUCUGUAAAAGACAUAUAAAUUAUAAAAAAAACUCACUUUAAUCAAAAGUAUUAACUUAUUUUAUGUUACUCAAACUAUGCAUACAAGUGUCUGCAUUGCCAUUACAGUAAGUGCCUUGCUUCCCGAAAAUAAGCUACAACGUGGGCACAGCAGAGCAGCUAUGCCUCAAAAUGACAGUGCCCGUAAGGCUUAUUAGUCUGUGUUUGUCAUUCCAGAUGGACUUGACCAUUCCAGGACUGAAACCAUAAUUGCCGAAAGCCCUUGAAAUGUAUUCAACAAUUCACAUGUUAAAACUUGGAAAUCUAUUCAGCCCAAAUGAAAUGUUUCUUUAAAAAAAAAAACAAAACCUUUUUCUGUAUUUAAAAUUGUUCGGUGUGCUUUAUAGAGCGACAGUGAGAAUUUUAUGCAUGUAUCUUGCCUGCAUAUCUGAUAUGUUACAAAUUUCCAAAAUGAAAGGUGUAGUGAUCACAUGUUGUGUAUAUUUAAGAAAAAUCGCAAUGAACACAGUGUGAUCAGAAAAACUUUUUCCAAGCACUGCUGCAAAAUACUGCAGUGCCCUUUAGAAUUAAUUUGGAUUUUCUUUUUCUCAAGUUUUGCUGAACUUCUAAAAAAUUUAUUAUAUAGGUAAUUCAAAAUUUUUCUUUGUAGAACUAAACCCAUAGUUUAGUUUUAAAACAUAAUCCUGUUUGCAUUAAAGUUUGGUAUUUUUUUGUGAUGGAAGUUGUUUUUCAUAUGGAAUGGCUAAAAACCUUUUACUUGGUUCAUUUCAAAUUACAAUUGCUGAUGGGCAAUUUAUAUUGCAAUGAGAACAAGACAAGGAAAGAAAUGUAUCUCUGUGAAUAUGCAUAUACACACGUAAAAUUGAUUUUUAAAUUUAAAACAUAUGGAAAACAAAACAUUGAACAGUCUCUGAAUUUUGCCAAGUAGGACAUUAAAGUAAAAAUUAAGUGAAACCGUGCAUUAAAAGAAAGAACAUUUUGUUUCUAAAUUAGACUAUCACUGAGUGAAAAUAAUCAAUAUCGAGAAAGAAGAAUAUGUUUUUCAAUCAAACAAUAAUAUUCUAAUCAGCUUGGGGAGACUUGAAACUUGGAUAAACAGUAGAGACGCCAAGCAUAACAGCGUAUAUGUGCUGCAGAGAAGUAAAAAGGAUUUGACUCUUUUAUGGUGGGAUGUUUUUUUCUGCGUAUGUAAUCUAUUUUGUAAUUUUUUUGUUUUAAACUGGAAAGCAUUUUUGUGAGUGUGAAUGAGAGCCAGUAGUGCAGCCAUGUGGUGACAUUUUUCUUUAUUUUGCAAAAUGCUUUUAAAACCAAAGGCUGCUCUAGUUGAUAUAUGGACAUUACCAAUCUUGAUAUAAAUCGUAGGACACUUUUUCAUGUAACAAAGCAUUUGGGGAUUGGGUUUAUUUAGUGUAAUGAAGAUAAUUUGAUAUAAAAUAUUUUGUAUAUAUAUAUAUUUUUACUUUGUUUUCUAAAUUGCUGUUUGCAGUAACAGUAAGUGCAAAGCAAGAUAUGUAAGUUAUGACUGUAUGAUCAGAUGAAGUAUGAGUUCCUUUGGUUUACAUCCUUAAGUAAUUACAGAUCCAUGAUAAAAAAACCUUUUGAAUCUUUAUAAAAUAGUUUUGCCAAAAUGGUAUCAUGUCAAUGAGAACUAAAGACAAGUACUUCAUUCUUUUUCAUACUAUUAUAAGUUAUUCUGGUAUGAAAUAUUUUAAUAAAAUUGUUUUUGUUUGGACUAUUUUGGUUAGAUGAAUGGAUGCUGGUUUUUUAUUUGAAUUAGUCAUAAUUCACUUUUGCCAUCUUUUUAAAAGAAUCAGCAAAUUUGUUCUAUGUUGUAAACUAUGGAUGACAAGCCAAUAUAGGACAGUUAUUCACAUGAUUUUUUUUUUUUUUUUUUAAAUACGAAAGCUUGGAGUCUGGCCUAGAAACACAUCAAGAAGAUUUUAUAAUUAACACAUCCUUGGCAAUAUCUCCAAUUGCAAUUAAUUUUAAUUUAUUUUUUCUUUUGCUGCUUUAACAUUUUCUGGAAAUUGAAGUCAUCCUUUAAAAGAAUCUUGAACAAUGCUGAGCCAGCAGCUGAGAAUCUAACUCAUAAUUUAUGUUGUAGAGAAAUAGAAUUACCUCUAUGCUUUGUUUUGCCACAUGUAAUCAUUUCAAUAAAAUUAAUAACUGCCAGGAGUUCUUGACAGAUUUAAAAUAAAAGUUAAUUUCUAGACCUCAA
Messenger RNA from Rhinolophus ferrumequinum (greater horseshoe bat), 4146 nucleotides. RefSeq names its product mohawk homeobox (gene MKX). Bases 574 to 1779 code for a protein of 401 amino acids. The transcript is spliced from 8 exons. Gene Ontology annotation, molecular function: RNA polymerase II cis-regulatory region sequence-specific DNA binding; DNA-binding transcription factor activity, RNA polymerase II-specific. The record is from RefSeq and is a predicted model, not a curated record. Lineage: Eukaryota; Metazoa; Chordata; Mammalia; Chiroptera; Rhinolophidae. Gene Ontology annotation, cellular component: nucleus. Gene Ontology annotation, biological process: regulation of transcription by RNA polymerase II; muscle organ development; cell development.